Messenger RNA from Lachnellula hyalina, 3012 nucleotides. RefSeq lists its product as uncharacterized. The transcript has 3 exons. The record is from RefSeq and is a predicted model, not a curated record. Gene Ontology annotation, molecular function: calcium-activated cation channel activity. The coding region runs from base 1 to 3012 and encodes 1003 amino acids. Gene Ontology annotation, cellular component: plasma membrane. NCBI's taxonomy places the organism in Eukaryota, Fungi, Ascomycota, Leotiomycetes, Helotiales, Lachnaceae.
AUGGAUACGCUGAGAUCGAUGGGAGAUAACCUCCUGAAGAGAGACGAGACCACUUCCGGCCCACAAGAACUGUUGAACUUGUUGGCGAACCCUUACCAACAAGCGCUGCUACAAAAUGGUCUGUAUGCUGGUCUCGCCACCUCCGUUGGCUUCACUCUCCUCCUCGCCAUCGGCUUUUCCCUCCUUCGACCCUACAAUUCCGUCGUAUACGCGCCAAAGCUCAAAGUUGCCGAUGACAGACAUGCGCCGCCGCCGAUGGGAAAGGGCAUGUUUGCCUGGGUUGGUCCAGUGCUGGGAACCAAGGAGCAGGACUUGAUACCCCUGAUUGGACUCGAUGCAACAGUCUUCCUAAGGAUUCUGAAGAUGUGCCGAAACAUCUUCUUAACAUUAUCCGUAUUUGGUUGCUGUAUCCUGAUUCCGAUCAACUUGAUCAAAGGGGCUCGUGACAAAUCUUGGACAGCACAGACACUUGUCAGCAAAGUCACACCUAUAAAUACAUCGGGGGAUGUCGUCUGGGGAAUGGUUGUCUGUGCCUGGUUGUUUAAUAUUGUAGUUGCGGGAUACUUAUGGUGGAACUAUAGAGCCAUUCGCAGACUGCGCAGGCAAUACUAUGACAGCCCCGAGUACCAGGCCAGUCUACAUGCCCGGACUCUGAUGUUGAAUGAUAUUCCAAAAGCCCUACGAUCCGACGAGGGCAUUGGAAGAUUGAUAGAUGAGGUUGUGCCAACAUCUUCCUUCUCCCGAACAACUAUUGCGCGAAAUGUGAAAGACCUGCCCGAGCUUAUUGAGCAGCAUAACUCGACGGUUCGAAAGCUCGAAAAACAUUUAGCAAACUACCUCAAAGAUCCCAGCAACCUUCCCGCAAAGCGACCAGAAAUCAAACCCUCGAAGAGAGAUCCGAAUUGGGCCACCUUUCCGAAAGGCCAGAAAUUGGAUGCCAUUACAUACCUCACUGGUCGCAUAAAGGAGAUUGAGAUUGAAAUCAAGGAGGUUCGGAUAGGGGUGGACAGUAGGAACCCUUUGCCAUAUGGCUUUGCUAGUUACGAAGCCAUUGAAGAAGCUCACAGUAUUGCUUUUGCUGCCAAGAAUAAACAUCCGCAAGGCAGUAACAUCGUUUUGUCUCCAAGGCCCAACGACAUCAUUUGGAAGAAUAUGCCACUAAGCAAAUCCACCCGACGACGAAGACGCUUCAUCAACAACAUAUGGUUCCUUUUAUUAACUAUUGUAUGGGUCGCCCCAAAUGCAAUGAUCUCAGUCUUCCUAACUAGUUUGUCGAACCUGGGUCACGUCUGGCCCGCAUUUCAAACCUCGUUAGAAAAACAUACUACCUGGUGGUCAAUCGUCCAAGGUGUUGCUUCACCUGCCAUCACAUCUUUAGUUUACCUGGUCCUUCCUCUUAUCUUCCGUCGUCUUUCCAUAAGAGCUGGAGAUCGAACCAAGACAGCAAGAGAGCGUCAUGUGGCAGCUAAGCUCUACACAUUUUUCGUCUUCAACUUCUUGAUUGUGUUCUCUCUUUUCAGCACAGUAUGGACCUUUGUCUCGACCGUUAUUCAGGACAGUCAAAACGGACAGAAUGCAUGGGAGGCUAUCAAGAAGUAUAAUUUGGGACAAGCCCUAAUUAUUUCGCUUUGCAACAUCUCGCCCUUCUGGAUUACCUGGCUGCUGCAACGAAACCUCGGUGCCGCUGUAGACUUGGCUCAGCUCUGGUCACUUCUUUGGAGUUUUUGUGCUCGGAAGUUCUCGAGUCCAACUCCACGCGAAAUGAUUGAAUUGACGGCUCCUCCUGCAUUCGAAUAUGCGGCUUACUACAAUUACUUCUUGUUCUACAGCACAGUCACCUUGUGCUUUGCCACCAUUCAACCUCUUUGUAUUCCAGCAUGUGCCUUGUAUUUCCUCCUAGAUGUCUGGCUCAAGAAAUAUCUACUCCUAUACGUCUUCAUCACCAAAACCGAGUCGGGCGGCAUGUUCUGGCGCAUGUUCUACAAUCGUAUGGUCUUUGCCACGAUUUUAUCCAACCUGCUUGUCUUUCUCGCUGUAUGGGUACGCGGCAAUUCAGUAAGCCAUAUUCAAGCCUAUGCUGUCGUCCCGCUGCCAUUCCUUAUGAUCGCCUUCAAGAUCUACUGCAAGCGCGCCUUCGACGACAAAAUCCACUAUUAUACUUUGCGCAACAUUCAAGACCCCGAAGUCAGCCACGGCAAAAUAUUUUCCGACAAAAAGGACCGUCUUGCGAGCCGUUUCGGCCACCCAGCUCUCUACCGCCCUCUCAUCACACCCAUGGUCCACGCACGAGCCCAAAACAUCCUUGCAUCUGUCUACGGCGGCCGUCUCACAGACAGCAACAAUGCCUACUCUGGCGAAAGCACGUCUGUCUCAGGCUACAGCGAUACUUACGCCCUGGAUCCUAUGCAAGGCGGCCAACCGGGACGCACUAAAUCCUCUAAAAGUAUGCCGGGUUUCGAAAUAGUCCCUGAAAACAAACUCGACUUUUCAUACUUCAAAGGCAGAGCCGAGUUUGGAGAAGACCACGGUGGCGGCGGCGGGUUGUAUGGCAAAGCGGAAGAUAUUAUCCGUACCGAUACACCUGGUGCCUCUAGCGGUUACAGUGACUCUCGCCCCGGAACACCUGUAGGCGGUAUGAUGGGCCGCCAACGAGCACACACGCCCGCUAACAUGCCUGUAUCCUAUGACGCUUCCGGCGACAUCGGCUCACUGCGUCGACAUGACAGCCAAACGAAUCUCAUGCAUGCAGCAGCGGAAAUGCCGGUCGCGACGCCGGGAGGUCAUCAUAGGGACCUGAGCCAGGAUCGGGUUCAACAUGAAAGGGCUCCUGGGUUCUUUGGAGGUGGACCACAAGGGUAUGGCGGGCUGCCACAGCAUCCGGUUGAUGAGCAAGAGAAUGAUAAUGAUCCGACGAGUUAUGACUAUUUCAGGACGAGGAGGGCGGCCACGCAAAACCAGGGCGAGGUACAGGGACAGGUGCCGCAUGGGGGAUAUAGGGCAUUUAGUCCUUGA